GUCUGAUUCGGGAUAUUUCCCCAGUCCUAAUUUCUUCCUUCCAGGCUAAAAUGGGAAUUUGUGGCUUUGCGCUUUGUUUGGUAAUCACUACAUGUCUGUGGAGGGCGUCCAUUCAAGGAGAGCAGCAAAGGAGGCUGUAUCGAGACCUCAUGAAAGACUACAACCCUUUAGAGAGACCUGUGUUUAACGACACUCAGUCACUCACAGUAAACUUCAGCUUCAGCUUGAUGCAGAUCAUGGAUGUGGAUGAGAAGAAUCAAGUUCUCACAACAAACAUAUGGCUGCAGCUGUACUGGUUUGAUCAUUACCUUAAAUGGAACGUCUCGGAAUAUCCCGGCGUGACGAGCGUCCGAUUUCCCGAUAGCCAGAUUUGGAAACCUGACAUUUUGCUAUAUAACAGUGCUGACGAGCGAUUCGAUGCCACCUUUCACACCAACGUGCUAGUCAGCUCCAACGGCGCUUGCCAAUACUUACCACCAGGUAUCUUUAAGAGCACGUGCCACAUCGACGUGCGGUGGUUUCCCUUCGAUGUCCAGCGGUGCGACUUGAAGUUUGGCUCUUGGACAUACGGCGGCUGGUCUCUGGACCUGCAAAUGAUUGAGGCUGACAUCACAGGCUAUAUAGCUAACGGAGAAUGGGAUCUAGUAGAGGUACCAGGUCGCAGGAACGAAAGAUUCUACGACUGCUGUAAAGAACCGUACCCGGAUGUGACAUUUACGGUGGUGAUGCGCAGACGGACUCUGUACUACGGUCUAAACCUGCUCAUCCCAUGUGUCCUUAUCUCUACACUGGCUCUGCUCGUCUUCCUCCUGCCUGCGGAUUCGGGCGAGAAAAUCUCCCUCGGAAUCACAGUUUUGCUCUCACUGACUGUCUUCAUGCUGCUGGUGGCUGAAAUCAUGCCUGCGACAUCCGACUCUGUGCCUUUAAUCGCCCAGUAUUUUGCCACUACCAUGGUUAUUGUCGGGUUGUCGGUAAUAGCCACAGUUUGGGUCCUACAGUACCACUACCAUGAUCCCGAUGGAGGACAAAUGCCAAGAUGGACACGUGUGGUGCUGGUGAACUGGUGCGCCUGGUUCUUGCGGAUGAAAAGGCCGGGCGAGAAGCGAGUGUGCUCAGCAUGCCACGACAAGCGUCCACGCAGCAGCGUCUCCAGUGUGGAACCGACCAACGGAAACAUUCUCUACAUGGGCCUGCGUGGUAUGGAAAGCCUGCCUUGUGCCACGUCACCCGACUCUGGGGUGGUGUGCGCACGCCUCAUGGGUGCAUCCGAAGAAGCUCCGUCAGUGAGCAGCGGUCAGGGAGACACAGAGCUGUCCAAGAUCCUGGACGAGGUGCGUUACAUUACUAAGAGAUUCCAUGACCAGGAUGAAGAGGAGUCUUUGUGCAGCGAGUGGAAGUUUGCCGCCUCAGUUAUCGACCGCUUAUGUCUCAUGGCCUUUUCCAUGUUCACCGUCCUCUGCACCAUCGGCAUCCUCAUGUCAGCCCCGAAUUUCAUCGAAGCCAUUUCCAAAGACUUCUUCACUUAAACACUGUGUGUGUGUGUAGUUUUUCCUGCAGCGAGUCAGAGAUGUAGUUCAGCCAAAAUCAAAUAGACACUUUUUUUCCUUUAAUGAAUUAAAGCAGCUAAGACACAGCUUCUCAUACUGAUUAAGAAAAACGUUAGACACUGCGAAUAACCCUGGGUCGUUCUAAACCCUGUGUUUAAUCUCAUGCAGAAGAACAUUUCACACUGUGCAGAUAACCGGCUUUUUACCCGGGGUUAUGAGAAUUAAUCAGAAAUUAAACAGCAUGUGCCUCAUAUCACAUGAUUUAUACAGCCACGUGUGAACAGUAGUUAAAAUCGAAAAGAUAAAUAUAAUGUCAAACGGUGACAGAAAUCGUGUUAGUUAGAGGAAAGGAGACUUUAUAUCUACAUUUAUGGUCAGAAAUUUGUCUUUUCAGGACAAAUUGUACAUCAGUCAGAAAUAAUAAGAGUAUUUGAGAACUGACUGAAGAAUUAGUAGCAGUUCGAUAUCAGCGAACGUCUGGUCGACUACACGACAAAGAUAAUAAUGUUAAUAACAAAACAAAUUAGAAACCUGUAAAAGAUAACAACGAUUCUAUUGUACUAGGAAACGGGAAACAAUAGUUUCUACCUGAUGCGAAAGCAUGAGAAAGACUUUGUUGAUGGCACAAGUAUGCAAAUAUGAUGGUUAAGCCAGGUGAUAGGAAUGUACCGUGUGAAUCAACAGGUUAUGAAGAGUCAGGAUUAAUUGUAAACCCUGAAUAAAGUAUUUUGAGAGCAGUGUGAAAUGUCACACAAGGUAACAUUUGAGUCUGUUUAUAAGGAGUUUACUAGGACCCAGUAGAGCUAUUUGAGUGUGUAAAGCUUGUCUUAACUUGUCUUGGCUGAUUAAAUUUCAUUUCUUAGCUGAAAUUAGUAAUAAAUAGAAUAAAUGACUUGCAACACUUACCAGUCUGGUGUUUUUUAGUUAAAACAAAACGUGAAAUAUGUGUGUAGUGUUUUCGUAACUAUUCAUAUAAUCGAUUAUAAUCACAAUAACCUAAACUCAGUAGAUAGACUUUUUUUUUCUUUGAUACACACUGAUAAAGAUCUGCAUUUUUUAUUUAUAUGAUUUUCAUUGAAGAAAUACAUCAAGCAAUAUUUCAGUUUAUUUUCAUGUAUUUAGUGCAGAGUGAUCACUGUAUCCUUGUAUCUGAUGUGGUUGAUGUGUUUAAUUUUCAAACUUAAACGCAAGGAAAAUCAAAUAUAAUACAU
Tachysurus vachellii is the source of this 2758-nucleotide messenger RNA. RefSeq names its product cholinergic receptor, nicotinic, alpha 7a (neuronal) (gene chrna7a). Lineage: Eukaryota; Metazoa; Chordata; Actinopteri; Siluriformes; Bagridae. The transcript has 10 exons. The coding region runs from base 51 to 1526 and encodes 491 amino acids. The record is from RefSeq and is a predicted model, not a curated record. Gene Ontology annotation, molecular function: acetylcholine-gated monoatomic cation-selective channel activity; transmembrane signaling receptor activity. Gene Ontology annotation, cellular component: postsynaptic membrane; neuron projection; synapse. Gene Ontology annotation, biological process: nervous system process; regulation of membrane potential; signal transduction.